GCCUUAUCUUAGAACCGCAUUAUAGUGCAUUUUUUUAAAACAGAAGUUUGACGAUGGAUAACGGAGUCUGUGCGGAGUGGAUAGGUUAGGGAGCAGCUUCCUGUUUGCUGUACUAAUGCCUGAGGAAUUCAUUCUCCUUUUAUGGUAAAGUGAAGCAGAGGUAGGCGGACGGGCUAUCCCUGAGUGAGGGAAGGAGAUAAUUAGAACCAGUUCAGACUCAGAGUGGUUCUGCUUGUAGACUCUGAAAGAGGUGAGCUAGUGAAAUAAAAACCCUGCAGGGUUGUUGGCCUUCCUACGACAAAUACUACAGUUUCGGUAAGUGCCUCAGGGAACUCUAAGUGCAAUUGGAUUAUAGGUGUCAACCGGUAGCCAGUAACAUACAGUAUUGCAAAUCAAGGAUGUCUCAGACAAGAAAAGUUUCUUCAGUUUAUAUUCAACUUGCUACUCCUGGGACUAUCAGCACCCCGAAGCCAUAUAAAUCUCUUGAAGCUGCAAGGGUGGUCGACAAUAGACAUCAAAAAUUAGUGCCGUCAGCACCUAGAUCUGGGACCUCCUUCAACAGAUUUGAAAAUGUGGGUGUGAAAGGAGUGGCAGCGACCGUACAACCAGACGUACGUUCCGCUAGCGAAGAUUACCCCCCACCUCCCCCUCCACCUGCUCCAGAAAACAUAAGAGAUGCAUUUUACCCCAGUGAAAUGUCACUUCCUCCUCCUCCACCACCUCUGCUUUCCCAUGAAGGGGCACUUCCAUCUGUAAAUGACUCCAACCAAUCCAAUGUGCAGAAACCAACUGGUGGAGCAGGCCCUAGAAAGCAGGAAUUUUCUCCAACCUCUGAAUCUGAGAAACACAGCGUUCCUAAUAUGGGAAACACACGGGAAAACUCAGCACCUCAGACACUGAAUAACAAACUGAAUGGUUCACCAAGUUCCAGAGAAGAUAUCUGUGCAUUUUGCAACCAACCAAUUCCUCUAACCGUCCCUGCUGUUCAAGCCAUGGACAAACUGUUUCACGAGAAUUGCUUGAAGUGUAGAAAAUGUGACUGCAGACUCGUGGGAAAAAACUAUUAUAACCUAGAUGGUGAUCUUCACUGUGAAUCUUGCUACCAGAACACCUUGGAGAAGUGUGCAAAAUGCAACAAAACCAUAAUGAGUCAGAUUAUUAGAGCUAUGGGCAAGGCUUUCCACCCUGACUGCUUCACGUGUGUUGUCUGUCACCGGCUUAUUGGAACAGAGCGUUUUGGAGUGAACGAAGCUAAUGAGGUUCACUGCCUUGAAGACUUCCAGAGGAGAUAUGCUCCGCAAUGCUGUGUCUGCAGAAUGCCGAUCAUACCUGAAGCUGGACAGGGGGAGUGCAUGAACGUUGAACUGUUUGGGCUCCACUUUCAUGUGAACUGUUACAGAUGUGAGAAAUGUGGAAUUGUUCUAUCUCCUGAACCAACUGAAGAAGGAUGUUUUCCACUCAACAAACAGAUCCUUUGCAAGACUUGUCACAUAUCCCUAAGUAACAGCUCCACUACUUGAAGACCAGAUUUUAGAAGUGAAUUAUUCAACUUGUGAACUGUUGUUUGUUUGUUGUUGUAGAUCUCUAUUUCGUUUCUAAUCACUUCAAAUAGACAGUAUCAGAUCUUAGACCACUGAAAAAUCAUUCCUCAGAACCCAUUUAUGUGAGAGGCUUCUGUAUACUUAGCUCUAAUGUGCCAAAAAAAAACCCUUGAAAAUCCCCGAUUUGAUUACUAGCCAACGAUCAAACCCAAAAUAACUAUCAGCUGUAAGACUGGCAUCAGCACCCUCCUUACAAAUUUAGUGAUAACACUGAGGGGCUAUACAAACUGGCAGUCACGUUUUCCCUAUUGUGAUAUUAUGGCAUCACUUCCUGAAUGGGCAGGUAUGGAAUGGAAAGCCUGUAUAAUGAAUUAAAUUAUAGUAUCAUGUAUUAUGAUAAGCAAACAGAACUUGCCUACACAAGCUCAAUGUAAAAGAAAGAAAAAGUGCAUUCAUGUAAUCCUAUGAGGUGGGUACAGGCACGAUGGGCAAAAUGGUAUGUUUCUAAGCUAGUUCAACCGCAUCCAAGUUUUUUUAAAGUUUUACAUUCAUCUUCCUGAUACCAGCUCCAAAUAUAUUGCUGUCAGUUCAAAGGACUAAGCAAUCUUUCCACAUGUAGCACAUUUAAUAUACUAUUUCAUAUUAAAAGUUGUGAAUCUUUGUACUCGAUAUUUCUGUUCUUAUUUACAUUAAAUCAGAAGUUGCGCACAUUAAAUAACACUGACCUCCAAAAUAUAUUCAAAUUAAAUAAGCAAUCAUGCUUUACGUUGUAUUACAUUUUGGAAAUAGCAUAAUUACAGAUCCAAUUAUAUGUAUGUCACUUGAAUAACAAAAGGUCUUUACAAACAGCAGCAACUGUCCCACCUCAAUUCAUAUUGAAGUAUGUCUGUUCUACUGCAUCAUAAUGAAACAGCAAAAGAAAUCAAUAUACACUAUCGAAAUAAUACAAACCAAUUUUAAUCCUUAAUUUAUGCCAAGCGGUUUAAUCAAAGGUUGGGUGGCAAAAGAACAUUUGUUCUCAGGAUAAGGAGGAAGAAAGUUAGGAAUGCUAAAUGCCAUCCAGCAAUUCCAGCUGCUGGAUACCAUCUUUAUAAUGGCCAAGUGCAAUAUUGGACUUGGCUGUGUAGCCUAAAUCGUACAUGGAGAAUGUGUCAAAAUUGAGUUGCUUGCAAAUGCAUUCCAGCCUCGAGAGGUGCAAGAGAAAAUCAAGAAAAGGUACAGGGGACUAAACACUGAUCUGUGCUGCCACCAAUAGUUCGCACAAGUUACAUUUCCUUACAACCCACGGCUGCAUUUUAGUAUUAUUUCACUGAUUAUGAGGCAAAUUGGUUUAUUAUAGUCACAUGAACUGAAGUACUGUGGAUAAAUUUGUCUUGCAUGUUGCCCAUACAUUAUAACUGUGUAUUAAGUACAAAGUAAAAUAAAGUGCAGGAUAAAGUGUUACAGUACAGAGAAAGUGCAGUGCAGGUACAGUAAGGUGCAAGAUCACUAUGAGGUAGAGAGGGGUCAGGAGUCCAUAUUAUUGCAUUAGGAAACCAUUCAAUAGUUUCUAUCCAUCUGUUAUAGAAUUGUCUUUGAGCCUGGUGGAAUGUUUUCAGGCUCUUGUACCUUCUGCCGCAAUGGUAGAGGGGAAGGGAGAGAAUGUCCAGGGUGGGCGGGGCCUUUGAUUAUGCUGGCUGAUUUACUGAAGCAGUGAAAUCUGUAGAGAAAGAUUGUGGAGAGGAGGCUGGUUUCUGUGAAGCACUGAGUUGUGCUCACAUCUCUACAGUUUAUUGCAGUCAUGAGCAAAGGAACUGCCAUUCAACACAAUAGGAAGCUUUCUAUAGUGCAUAAAUUGUUAAGGGUCAAAGGGGCUGUGCCAAAUUUCCUUAGCUUCCUGAGUAGAGGAACAGUAAGCUCCCAUCAAUGUGAUUGGAUCAGGGUAGCCUAUUGGUGAUGCUCACUCUCAUGAACUUGAAUCUAGCAACCGUCUCAAUGUCAGCAUUAUUACUGCAAAGAGGUACAUAUGUAUUGCUUUCUCUUCUUGAAAUCAAUGACCAGCUCCUGUUUCGCUGACACUGAGGAAAAGGUUGUCAUGACAUCAUACCACUAGGCUUCCUUUACUCUUGACUCAUUAAGAUACAGCCCAUUUAAUGGUGUCAUCUACAAAUGUGCACAUGGAGUUAAAACAGAAUCUGGCUGUGCAUUUGUUCGCGUAUAGGCAAUGGGGUAGGAGGCCAAGGAUGCAGUCUUGUGGUAUGCUAGUGUUGGCCGCCCAUCCUUACUGAAUGUGGUCUGUUGGCCAUGAAGCCAAAGUGAAGUGCUGAGUCCCAGGAUUAGGAGUUUGGAGAUGAGUUUGUUUGGAAUUGUAUUGAAGAUAGAGCUGUGGUUAUUAAACAAUAGCCUAACAUAGGUAUCUUUGCUUUCCAGAUGCUCCAGAGAUGAGUGUAGAUCAGGGAGAUUGUGCCUACCAUAGAGUUAUUACAUCAGUGGACAAGCAGCAGUAAGUCGAGAUUGCUUGUGAGGCUGGAGUUAAUGCAUGCCACGACCAGUCUCUCAAAACACUUCAAGAUGAUGACUGUUAGAGCCACUGGGUCACAUCAUAAAAACAAAAUGCAAUGUAGACAAAUCCAAGCACAAUAGCCAUAACCACAACCUGUCCUACCUAAAUGCACAAGCUGAAAAUGUCAUAGUCAUACCUUAGUGAUCCCGGGGGAAACAGGUUUUCGUUACAGUUGCACCAUAAAUAAUAAAUAGUAAUAGAACCAUAAAUAGUUAAAUAGUAAUAUGUAAAUUAUACCAGUAAAUUAUGAAAUAAGUCCAGGACCAGCCUAUUGGCUCAGGGUGUCUGACCCUUCAAGGGAGGAGUUGUAAAGUUUGAUGGCCACAGGCAGGAAUGACUUCCUAUGACACUCUGUGCUGCCUCUCGGAGGAAUGGGUCUCUGGCUGAAUGCACUUCUGUGCCCACCCAGUAGUGGAUGGGAGACAUUGACCAAGAUGGCAUGCAACUUAAGACAGCAUUCUCUUUUCAGACACCACCGUCAGAGAGUCCAGUUCCAGCCCUACAACAUCACUGGCCUUACCAAUGAGUUUGUUGAUUCUGUUGGUGUCUGCUACCCGCAGCCUGCUGCCCCAGCACACAACAGCAAACAUGAUAGCACUGGCCACCACAGACUCGUAGAACAUCCUCACCAUCAUCCGGCAGAUGUUAAAGGACCUCAGUCUCCUCAGGAAAUAGAGACGGCUCUGACCCUUGUUGUAGACAGCCUCAGUGUUCUUAGACCAGUCCAGUUUAUUGUCAAUUCAUAUCCCCAGGUAUUUGUAAUCCUCCACCAUGUCCACACUGACCCCCUGGAUGGACACAGGGGUCACCGGUACCUUAGCUCUCCUCAGGUCUACCACCAGCUCCUUAGUCUUUUUCACAUUAAGCUGCAGAUAAUUCUGCUCACACCAUGUGACAAGAUUUCCUACCAUAGACCUGUAUUCAACCUCAUCUCCCUUGCUGAUACAUCCAACUAUGGCAUAGUCAUCCGAAAACUUCUGAAGAUGACAAGACUCUGUGCAGUAGUUGAAGUUGGAGGUGCAAAUGGUGAAGAGAAAGGGAGACAAGACAGUCCCCUGUGGAGCCCCAGUGCUGCUGAUCACUCUGUCGGACACACAAUGUUGCAAGCACACGUACUGUGGUCUGCCAGUCAGGUAAUCAAGAAUCCAUGAUACCAGGGAAGCAUCCACCUGCAUCGCUGUCAGCUUCUCCCUCAGCAGAGCAUGGCGGAUGGUGUUGAACGCACUAGAGCAGUCAAAAAACAUGACCUUCACAGUGCUCGCUGGCUUGUCCAGGUGGGCAUAGACAUGGUUCAGCAGGUGGACAGAUUAUUGACUCUUGCAAGUCCCCUUGAAGCCACACACAACUUUUUGGAAACACAGUACGAAGAAUUCACCAAAAAGACCAUAAUGAUUCAAGGUGGCAGUUCCCUUUUUUCAAAUGCAAUUAUUUUGGGCCUUAAAUAAUGCCUUCAUAGCAAUAUAUUCCUUAAUUAACCACCAAAAAAAACUGAAAUAACUUCUCACUUGUACUCAAACUAUGUACAAAGAAUAAUAAAAUCCUCAAAGAAAACAUCCCCGAAGUACAACCUAAUAGUGUAAAUUAUAGCUCAUCCAUACUUGUAAUAUUGCAUAAGUUAUAUUUCUGCAAAAAAAAGUAUGAUAGUUGUUUUACCAAAGUCCAGAUAAAAUGCUGCUGAGAAAUUAAGCGAUUACACACUGAUAUAAAUGUAUUCCUUAUGCAGCAUACUAAAUAACAGCAAGAUUCAAUUCCCUAAAUAGAAAAGAGUUCCUAUUACAAAUCUGCACAUUCAGGAUGUUACUGCUGUUGAUUUCAGGGGUUCUCCUAUGGGAAAUAAAUCGAUGCACUAUUCUGAAACCUACAAAAUAUUAAUAACUAUGCUCAGUAACAGUAAUUUCCACAUUUAACGACAUUUGGUCAUCUUACAACACACAUUUAAUAUGUAAAUCAGGACAAGGUAUAUAUCAAGAAAUCCAAACCAAAUCAGACUAAUUUAGUUUGACAGGAGGAGCAUCAUAACGUUAAACAUUACACUACAAAACUGAUAUUUCUUGGAGAUUAACAAGAAUGCAAUAAUCUAAAUAUUGAGUAUAAAAUAAGUCACAAGUGUCUUGCACCAGUCCUCCAAAAUCUUAGCUAAUUUCAAUGAAAGCAGCAGCAAGGCAAACUAACACUACUAUCUCAAAUAAAGGUUAAUAUCACCCAAGAAUUUUUAAGAAUGAUGGAAAUCCUGAAUGAGACUACUAUUGCAAAGUGACAGUUUACAAGACAAACACAUAAACAAGUACUAUUUGUUGCAAUCAUGUAUUUUUCAGAAGGCCCCAGAUCUACAAGGUAGGUCUAAGGUUUUUUUUUGUUCCCUCAUGUUUUGGGGGGGGGGGGAAGGAAAAUAUCCCAAUAGUUGCCAAUCAGUAAUUGGCCCUUAAGCAUUAUAGGUAGGAAGGUGAAGUUAUCAGCUUUGGUAAGAAAAACACAAAGGCAAAGUAUUAUUUAAAUAGUAAUAAAUUGAAGUACAAAUGGAUAGAAAUGUCAAUACACCCGUCAUCAAAAGCAAACAUGCAAGUGUGGCCAACAGUUAAAGUAUCAAGUAGUAUUUUGGUCUAUAAGCCAUUUUGUAAUGAAGACAGGAGCAAGCUUGUCUUACUAAAAUUACAGAAGACCUUAGUAAGACAAUACUCAGUUUUGGCAAAGAUAUUCUUACCAUAGAGAUUUCUGGGGCUGAUGCAGAAUAGUUGGACGGUGCCAGUCAGUAUGUGAGGAGAGGGAGGGGUCGGUUGGUGAAAGGGAAAGAGUCUGGAAUCAGGGGUGACAGUUUCAUGAUACGGGGUGACAUAUUUAGCACUGAGUUGAGAUUUGUGAAAAACUCUCCACCCCCCCCACCCACCCAUUCAGAUGGGAGGGUAAUCUGUGUUUCAUUUACAGGAGGUGGAGAUGAAGUUGCAAAAUAUAUUUAAAGGGAGACAGGCAGUCGUCCAAGCACAGAAUUCAGCAAGGGCAGUAAGAAAUAAAAGCAUGGUACUAUGAAUCUGGUGUGAUCAAUGAAAUGGCAGAGUUGGCUUGAAGGGUCAGAUGGUUUACUCCUAAUCCAAUGCUUCUAUAUAAUUGAGGAUAUAGUUAGCAGUCAACUUAAAUCAAUGGAUCUGGAGUCACACAUACACUUGACCAGCUAAAGAGGUAUUUCUUUCCCUCAAAGGCAUCAGAAAACCAAUUUUUUUUUCUCUAAAGACAACCUAGCAGUUUCGUGGUUAGUUGAAUAACUUGGUGUAAUGUAGAUUUAUGGUCACAUACUUUUUCCUCGUGUCUAUUUAUUUACAUCCUAGGAUUUCACUUGGAUGAAAAUAGUUAUAAGAGGAAAAGGUCUAUGACCACACACCUAUACUAAAUAGGUGUCAAUUUAAGUUAAUUGCAACAUCUUUGAAUUGAGGGAAAAUUAUUAGCAUGCCAGCCAAUGAUUUGAUCUGGAAAGGACAUGCAUAUGGAUGUCCAGAUGAAUUCACCUAUGGAACAUUUCAUGGAUAUUUUAAGGAUUAUCAGGAGAGCAACAGAACCUUAAGGAAAUGUGAUAAUUUUAAAGUAACAAAAUAAAUGCUAAUGAACACAAAAUUAAUUUAAGCUCCUUGUGUAUUCAUUUUUAGAAAUGGAUGGAAGUAGUUUCCUAAAUUGCACAUGGCACUAUAUCAAGAAGCAAACAUCAAUGUUUGGAAUAAUACAAGCAGAGAAAUGAUAAAGACAUUCACAAUAUGGAAGUAAGCUUAUCUAACUGCUAGCAUUUAGAGACUAUGUUUUACAUUUUAGAAACUUAUUUUUUAAAGUCAAAUGACAAACUAUCAUUAUCAGAAAAAAAAUUCAAACAUAUGAUUAAGUAGUACUAUAAUACUAGUUUCCAGGAACCAAAAAUAAAAACAAUGCUGUAAAAACUAAGGUCAAGGAGCAUUUGGGUAGGAAAAAAAGCCAGUAUUUCUCCCCACAUUGGCAUUGCCGUUUGAACUCUUCCUUAGAUGCUUGCUAUUACUUAUUGGAUAAGUCUGUGACAGGAGAUAGUUGAUACAAAUUCUGUUCUUGGCUGGCUUCUCUCGAAGAAUGCUCCAGAGACGGGUGCACAAGCACCCCUGCUAUAAUUUCUAAGAGAAAAUGAGAGUUUCUUAAUGUGCUCUUCCUUCUGAAGAGGAAGUUUUCUCCUGCUACCCCAUUCAUAUUUAUUCCUCUAAGACCCAAACCUAUCUGAUGAUAGUUGUUUCUGGGAGCUUACUGUGCACAAAAGUUACAGGAACAGUUAUCUGUGUAAUAAGGACAGGUUGAAUAGAUUAUGACUUUAUUUCCUGGAGUAUAGGAGAACAAGGGAAGAUUUGAUGAGGGUUAAAUUAUAAGGUAAAUACAUGCAAGUUUUUUUAUUCUGAGGUCAGGUGAGAUUAAAACUAAAGGUGAAAUGUUUAAAGGGAACUUCUUCAGAAAAUGUUGAGUGUGUGAAACGAACUGACUGUGUAAGUGGUGGAUGCAAGUAUGACUUCAACACUUACAAGAAAUUUGGAUAGGUGCAUGGAUGGGAGGAAGAUGGAGGGCUUCUAUUCAGGUACAGGUUGAAAGGCAGAAUAGGCUGAAGGGCCUAUGCCUGUGCUGUAGUGUUCUGACUCUCUAACUCGUGAUAAUUGGUCAUUGAUGUGAAAUGUUUUUACGCAUAGAUGCUGUCCAUCAUGCUGAAUAUUUCCCUCUAUUUAAAUACAGGAAAUAACCCAAAUAAAGGAACAAUUCAUGUUGGGCUGAAUUAAUCUCUGUUCUUCUUCUGUUUCCACCAAAUUGACAUGGAAGGAUAUUUGGUUAGAGACCUAUUGUUAAUUAAACAGCUCAAUAUAUUUGGAAAAUGUCCGUCAGUGAAGUUGCUGAUUUCUGAAAAGACUAGGAAAAUCUUCAAUCUUACUGCAAUGUGAAUUCCUAAGGGAGCAUUAACAACAUAGGUUAUGAGAUGUUUCCAUGAGUAAGAAGGCAGAGUUAGAAAGGAAACAGUCAUUUAAAGCUGUGUAGCAAAUUACUUUCACCAAAGGUGGUUAAUUGCUGGAGUUCUGUACCCCAGAAGUUUGAGGAGACCUUGGGGAGUUGAAUACAUUUUUGUAUGAUUACACAAUUGAGGGUUCUCGGGAACUGGCACAUAGGGCAGUUCAGCCAUUGGACAAGCUUAAGAGUCAUACCCUUAUUCCUAUUUUGUGUUCUUGGAAUAGAAACUUACAUUUUAAAAAUACAAAUCAGACAUUCAGAUAAAAUGGUCUUAAUAUCAAGGCACUUGAAGCAAUGUGACCUACUUUUAGAUCAUAGAGAAUUUCUAGGAACCUCAAUAAUAAACUUAAAAUACAAAAAGUGUAGUACCUACUUAUGGUUACAUGUACAGUUAAACCAAUGAAUAGCAAACAAAGCCAGUUUGGAACAAACGUACAUGGUUUCCACGAAACAAAAAGGUAGUUGCUGGGAAACCACAAAACUGGUUGCUGGGAAGCAAUUACUGGAUUUGUUACAAAACAUCACUAAGUACACAUAUAAGUGGAACAUGAAGCUAAAUUGCAGUUCUGUUUAGGACUGAUUUAGUCAGCAGAAUAUAAUCCAAAGGUGCGCAUAUCACACACACACAGACCAGCCUUUGGGGGCAACAUUCUUCUGUUUUUGUUUUAUUUGGAAAGGAUACCAUAAAAAAAGGACAAAAUGCACAGGUCAAAGAACAGUGUUAACCAAAAGAUGCCCAACUACACACAAGUGAAGACUGCAAAGGUAAUUUGGGUUCACUAUCAAUAAAAAAAACACAUGCCACACGAUGUAUUUUAAUUGAAGUGCUCACUUUACAAAAUUAUUUAUUGCCAGCCUUCACAAAUAAUAGAAGUGGGGUAAUCUAUUCAAGAACUUAAUAAGAUCAUAGCUGAUUUUCUCUAUCAACAUCAUGUUCCUGCACAAAUGUCAUAUCCCUGAUGCUCUUAAUACUUGAAAACAUUUAAAUAGCUUAACGUGCACCUGUAGCCAUUUGGGUUUCUAAAUAUAUUCCCUUCCAUACAAGAAUUUAAAAAAAAAUACCCUGAGUCUACCGUAGAUGAUUCAGAGAAAGAAAACAAAAUCAAAAAUAAUGCAGGUGCUUCCAAAGGGCAUUUUCUAAAAAUACGUGUAACUAAAACAAGACCCAAUUAUCAGGUACACAAGAUACAACGCAAUACAUUAGUUAGAUCAAAAGCCUCCAUUUGUAACAAUUUCUGAAUUAUUGUUGAUUAGCACCAAAUAAACACAAAUCCAAAGUUCUAUGAUAACUACGCCAUUACCCUUUUUAUGAGUUCUGCUUUUAUAUUACCACUGUCACAAAAUGCAAUCUUAAGAAUAUUGCGUGUGUGCCAAUUGCACAUCUCAGUACAUAAUUGCAGCCUUUGAAAAGCUAUAAGCUUAUGAGUAAUGUACUUUUCAGCCCUGCCCUUCCCUUCUUGCUAUCUUGCACCAAGGUCAUCAAACCUAUGGCUAAACACCCAAGAACAGUGAACUGCAAGCAUAGUCCUUUAUUGAUUAUAAAGUACAUAGGUCAAACAGUAACCUUUCUACAACCAAAAUCCAUUUCCGUCUCAACCUUGUGAUAUGCAGCUAAUUUCCAGAAAAUCAAACACGUUAUGUAACUAAAACUUUUUCCCCCUUCGAUAAAAAUGGGCCUGCUGAAACAGCAGGCUUGUGAAACCGCCUAUUGCACCAUUUGACACACAAACUGAAUUCAAACAUUUCGCAAUUUCAAUCAGCGUUUAAAACUUAACCCCCACUAACAGCUGAUCGCCGGAAAAUCCAUCUUAACACGACCCCUCCCCCCCAAAAUUUUUUUUAAACUUUCGUGAUUUUUUUUGUCUCAAUUUUACAGCAAGAGCGUGAGAAGCAUGUGACCCAUCAGGCUGUCAGUACUUAUGUUUGUAAAUGUAUGUUUGAAUAGUGACGUAAUGAUUAAAUACAAAAUUUGAUUAAAGUAUUUUAUAUUGGUCUCCUUUCUGGAACACUUACUGUAUUGUGGUAUCACUACCC
Molecule: messenger RNA, 11106 nt
Organism: Mobula hypostoma (lesser devil ray)
Lineage: Eukaryota; Metazoa; Chordata; Chondrichthyes; Myliobatiformes; Myliobatidae
Gene: fblim1
Product: filamin binding LIM protein 1
Exons: 8
Coding region: 399-1520 (373 amino acids)
Biological process (GO): cell-cell adhesion
Cellular component (GO): focal adhesion; stress fiber
Molecular function (GO): filamin binding
Source: RefSeq, a predicted model, not a curated record